AUGUCUCGGCGUUCCGCAGAAACGAUGAACAUCCCGAGGGGGAUAGACGUCGUCAACCCUAAUUACUUACAUCCCCAUCUCGUCAUGAUUGGCGACGUCAACGCCCUCCCUCUAGACCUCGUAGUCAAAUUCUCUUUCCUCCUCAUGGGAACAGGCCACCUCUUCAGCGGCAAACCCGCAACGCGAUCACUCCCACCGCCAGAAGACGAAGACGAAAAGACGCUCUGCGCACGCCCUUACAACGACUGGGCCCCGGCGCCCUACAACGCCUGCUCCAUCCGCGCAGACUCCUUCAUGAACAGAGCCAUGACCACCGUCUCGGGCUUCGGCGACAUGCUCUCCAUCGUCACCUCGACGAGCACGGAGUGCGAUCGCGACCUGCACCACAUUAAGACCCGUCUGCUCUGCGGCGCGCCGCCCAUGUCGAUUGCGAGGUGGCGCCAGAAGGGUCUGCAUGAGCUGGAUAACAUUCAGCGCGCGUGUCAGCAUCUAUGUGCUGUAGUAGAUGCAUUCGAGUAUCUUAACCUCCCGCAUAAUGAGGAGAGGAUGCGGAAGGGGUGUAACGGUGUCUGGAAUGCGUGUCACGACUUUGAGAAGGCUCUGAAUGCGUAUAGAAGGGAAAAAGGGCGCGGGGGUCCGGUGAGCGUGACGGCGCUGUGGGAGGAGUAUAUCGUAGACUUUUUCAGUACGAUAGCGGCAAGAGCGCACGCGUGGGUAAUGGCGCGGAUAGGGGAGCUGAAAGAGGCUCUUCUGCUCCAGCUGCGUCAGACCACACCCGUGUCCGAUGGCCCGGCGUCUGCGGCGCAAAUGGAGAUCCUGGACCGGUUUCACGACCUCACCGAGAUAACGAACAAGGCGGAUACGAAGAUUAUGGUGCCGUUGUGGGGGUAUACCCUCCGCACUCUUACCUCUGCGGCGCCGAGGCUGAGGGAUAAUUGGAACGGGUAUGACGGGCGGGAGCCGAUGACGGCGUAUCCGUAUGAUAUGCGGCUCCGCUCCAGGAUCUACGGGAUUCGGUGCCGGUAUCUCAGUCGGUCGGCGCAGGUUCAACGCGCGAUGGAGAAUGUCAGGCUGGGGAGGGAGGUGCCGGCCUUGUCUGAUCCGAGGGGUUUGGAGGCAACGUGUCGGGCGCAGAUGAGGGAGUAUGAGCAGGCGAGGAGGGAGUUGCGAGGGGCGGUGCCGGAGGUGGGUGAUGAGCCGUGGAUUGCUGGUGUGAAGGGGAUUGUGCAGACGGCGACUCAUCGACCGUUCAGGGUUUGGGGUUAUAUUGGGUAUCGUGUGUCGUAUGAGCAUUCUGAUGAGGAGUGGAAGGCGUUUCUUGGGAAGUUCAAGGAUGAUGUUACGGCGUGGGGAGAGGGUGUUGAUGGGGCUGGUGAUGUGAAGCCCAUGUGCAAGGUGAGAUGGAUUGAUGGGCGGGAGCAUGGGAUUCCCGAGGGCGACGUCGAGGCAGCGAAGAGCAAGUCUCCGGCGUGCGAGGGCUUCAUGACUCUCAGCGGAGGCGUCUUUCUGGUCGCGGAUAAGGCGUCCAUCGAUUCAUACUUGCACCUAGUCAAAGAUGACGCGGAACCAAUUAUUCCCCACGGCGACCUGGGUUCUUUUGUCUUGCUAGCCAAGCCGGAUGACGAGGAUAGGGAGGACAGGGAGCCGUCCACGAGGGAGAGGAGGCCGUCUCGAGAUGCAGCUGGAAGACCGACGAUGAGGCGGGACUGGAAGUUCGACGGCACUGUGAGGGUGCUCGGUGCGGUCUUGUUCGACGAUGUUUGGGCGUUGUUGUCACGGAACUCUGUCAAGCUGCUGGAUCUGGCGAAGAUGGCGCUGGUUCAUCCGCGGCAGGUCUAUGUUGGGCCGAGUGUGCCGUUGGAGAGGGACGGGUGGUGGACGGCGGGUGUUUGUGGGUUGGCGGUGUUCAAGUCUUUUGAGAAGUGGAAGACGUCGUGA
Messenger RNA from Colletotrichum lupini, 1938 nucleotides. RefSeq lists its product as uncharacterized. The record is from RefSeq and is a predicted model, not a curated record. NCBI's taxonomy places the organism in Eukaryota, Fungi, Ascomycota, Sordariomycetes, Glomerellales, Glomerellaceae. Bases 1 to 1938 code for a protein of 645 amino acids. The transcript is spliced from 3 exons.